Diabrotica virgifera virgifera (western corn rootworm) is the source of this 10444-nucleotide messenger RNA. Its product is annotated as poly [ADP-ribose] polymerase-like. The record is from RefSeq and is a predicted model, not a curated record. Bases 123 to 3212 code for a protein of 1029 amino acids. The transcript has 5 exons. NCBI's taxonomy places the organism in Eukaryota, Metazoa, Arthropoda, Insecta, Coleoptera, Chrysomelidae. Gene Ontology annotation, cellular component: nucleus. Gene Ontology annotation, molecular function: zinc ion binding; NAD+ poly-ADP-ribosyltransferase activity; NAD binding.
AUUUGAAAAAAUAAACGUUACUUUUUACUGCGUUCUGCGUACAAAAUCUACAAACUAAAAAAGUUUUCAAUUAUUGUUCAAGUUAUAGGUUGUACUUUUUACGUUUUUGUGUUGUGUUAAAAAUGAGCUGGUAUUGGAAGUGGCGUAGUUAUGAUUAUGAUGAUUAUAGUUAUAGAUCUUAUAAUAAUUGGGGAUACCAGAGAAAACCAUUGUCGCAACAUCAAUCUACAUCAGCAGCCUCCGCUAGCAGAAAAUAUCCAUACCUAGCAGAAUAUUCGAUUAAAAGCGUAAAAUGCAUGGAAUGCUUGGCUAGUAUUCCAAAAGGUGCUUUACGUCUUGGUGUCAUUGUCCAAGAUUUAAAAGAUGAUAAUAAGGUCCAACACUGGUAUGAUUUUGAAUGCUUUUUCCGUAAGCAAAGACCAAAAAACACCGUCGAUAUUUUUAAUUUUGAGUCAUUGAAACUAUCUGAUCAAAAUAACAUAAAGCAAGGUAUUCAAUCAAAUACUUUUAGUAUUCUUCCCGACUCAAUUCUGCAGAAUGCUACAGGACAGAAGCGAGCCGCAGGUACAGAUUACUUCCUAAAACAGAAAGCUUUAAGAGACUUUACAAUAGAAUAUGCAAAAACUAGCAGAGCUAUGUGCCGUGGGUGUCUUAACAAGAUUCUUAAAAAUGAAGUACGAAUUUCUAAAAAGAACUAUGAUACAGAAGUUGGAAAAAAAUUUGAUGGGCAGGAUAUGUGGCACCACGUUACUUGUUUUGUUGCAUUAAGAGAAGAUUUAGGUUAUUUUGAAUCUGCUGACAAAUUACCAAACUUUUACAAUUUAAAAAAAGAGGAUCAAGAUUGGGUUUUAAAAGAGUUAUACGCUGUCAAUCCUGAUGAUCCAGAAAUAAAGAAAAGCAAAAUUGAUUCUGCUACACCAAGCACAUCUCAAAGCCAAUUAACCCAGGAAGAUGAAAAUCAGUAUGAAGCCCAAAAUAAGAUUUUGUUUGACUGGAGAGAUAAAUUAAGUACAUUAACAUUAAAACAACUAAAAAAUUUACUUUCUCUUAAUGCACAGGUUGAGCCUGACGACAAGGGAGCGAUGCUAGAUAGGCUGGCAGAUGGAAUGACGUUUGGAGCACUACUCCCUUGCAAAAAGUGCAACGGCCAACUUGUAUUUGAAAACGGUGGUUAUAUGUGCUCAGGUAGAUUAUCCGAAUGGGCUAAAUGUGAUGGUGCAGAAAGAGAACCUGAAAGACAACCAUUCAAAGUAUCUGCUGGACUUAAAAGAAAGAAACUGGCUGGUUAUGUUUAUGAGCCGAGAACUAGAAUAAUACUAAGUGAAAUGCCUAGUACAAGUAAAACUGGAGUCAAUUAUUUCAAGCCAAGGGUCAUUAAGGAUGCACCAGCUUUGUAUGACAUGCUUUUUGUUAUUGUGGGUAAACCCCCAAAAGGUAAAGAUGAAAUUAAAAAACUAGUAGUAUCCAUGGGUGGAAAGGUUAUCACAAAAAUUGACGAGAAAGUGGCAGCCAUUAUUUCAACUGAAAUAGAAGUGGAGAAAAUGAACAAGCGAAUGCAAGAAGCAGAGAAGUAUGACAUUCACGUUGUUCCUGACGAUUUUCUAGAUGAAGCCAAAAACAAUGUUGGUAAAAUAGCUGACUUGAUUAUAGAGAAAAGCAUUUGUGAGUGGGGUUCAGAUCCUACCAAUCGUUUACCAAAAAAGGAAACAAAUCAGUACAAAAGUAUUUAUACUAAAUCAGGUCCAGCUAAGGUUACUAUUAAACUCAAGGGGGGCUCUGCUGUUGAUCCAGAAUCAAAUUUGGUAGAUUGUGCACAUGUGUAUGAAGAGAAUGAUACGAAGUAUACAGUUGUGUUAGGUCUUACUGAUAUUCAGCUAGGAAAAAACAGCUACCACAAAAUGCAGUUACUUCAACAUGACUCUGGCCAUUCAUAUUGGAUAUUUCAAGCUUGGGGCAGAAUUGGUACAAAUAUUGGAGAUCGUGAGACCACAUCUCAUUACUCAUUAGACUCAGCCAAGAAUUUCUUUUUCGAACAAUACAAAAAGAAAACCGGCAAUGAUUGGAAUAAUAGACAUGACUUUAAAAAACAACCCAAUAUGAUGUAUCCUAUUGACGUCGAUUUUGCCGAAGAAGAUUUUAAAAAGUACGAAAUUUCAGAAACGCCUUCUGUCUUACCAACGCCGGUUCAAGACUUACUCAAGAUGAUAUUCGACAUCAAUGCCAUGCAAAAACUCAUGCUGGAAUUUGAACUAGACACCCAGAAGAUGCCAUUGGGAAAAUUGAGCAAAGCCCAAAUGGAGAAAGCUUUUGGGGUUCUUAGUGAGCUACAAGUGUUACUCUCAGAUAAAGCAGAUCGUGCCCAUUUCAUAGAUGCAUCUAAUAGAUUUUAUACGUUUAUUCCUCAUUCGUUUGGAUUAGGUACUCCUACAAUACUGGAUAAUGAAGAGAUUAUUAAGAAAAAAGUCGAAAUGCUGAAUAGUUUACUGGAACUUGAAAUCGCGUAUAAUUUAAUGCAGACUGCAAACAAGGGUGUAGAUGAUUACUACAAAGGACUAAAUACAGAAAUCGGGGUACUUGAUAGAAACUCUCGAGAAUUUAGAAUUAUUCAAGAUUACGUGCAGUUUACACAUACUACUACUCAUAAUAGUUACACGUUGAUUGUUGAAGAAGUUUACACUAUCAAAAGACAGGGAGAGGAAGAAAGAUUUGACAAAUUCAAAGGAUUGCAUAACCACAAGCUUUUGUGGCAUGGUUCUAGAGUCACAAACUUUGCAGGUAUUUUAUCGCAAGGACUUCGAAUAGCUCCUGCGGAAGCCCCCAACAGUGGCGCAAUGUUUGGAAAAGGUAUCUACUUUGCUGAUAUGGUAUCUAAGUCAGCCAAUUACUGCUUUGCUACCAGCGUAAACCCCGUAGGAUUAUCUUUACUCUGUGAUGUCGCAUUAGGAAACAUGUAUGACAGGUUGGAUGCAGAAAAUAUUAGAAAGCUACCUCAAGGAAUGAACAGUUGUAGAGGUUUGGGAAAAACUCAUCCUAAUCCACAAUAUAUCCAAAAAAUAGGUGAUAUGGUGGUACCGACUGGAAAAGGUGUACCGCAGGAAGCAGCAGCUAAAUCUCAUUUGCUCUACAAUGAAUAUAUUGUUUAUGAUGUAGCGCAAGUGAACAUAAAAUAUUUGGUGAAGAUGCGUUUCGACUUUAAACAUCGCCAAUAUUAAUGUUUUUACUGUUAAUGAAAAAUACGUAUCGAGGGAUUUUUUUAUAAACAUAGGCCAAAGUCUGUAAAUGUAGUUUUUUAUCUGUAACAUCAUGUUAUGCGCUAGAAUGCCGGACUAAAACAUUAUAUUGUCCACAGUAUUGUUUGAAAUGUUUUGUCUAUAAAAUUGCUAGUGAUUUACUACUGCUAAAAUUUUAUAAUGUCAAGAUUAUUUGGCUGUGCAAUACCUUUAUCCACAUCUUCAAGAAAUUAACGCAUCACCUUAAAAAUGUGUCAUUUUUGAUGUCUCGAAUUUCCCAUAACUGUUGGCCGAUUUAACUGAUGUUUUUAAUAUGAUAUAGCCUUAUUCUUUAACAGUAUCGGUGUAAUAAUAUUGUUGCUAGACAGGUAAAUUGCCAUUGUAUACUAUACUGGAUGUACCAAACAGUGAUUUUUUCUUAAAGUUCACGUGACCCUGUGGAAUAUUCUAGCAUCUAUAAAAUACUGAAAUUAAAACCCAAUUAUAGCCUCAGAUUUUCUUAACAUUCUGUUUUUUAUUCAUUCGUUUAUGUUGGAUAACAAAAAAAGUUAGGAAGUUUAACAACUAGUCUUGUUUUUCGUCAAUACAGGGUGUUUUCAAAUCAGUAUGGCAAACUUUAAGGGGUAAUUCUGCAUGAAAAAAUAAUGACUGCUUUAUAAACAUAUGUCUGCAAAUCCCUUGUUUCCGAGAUACAGGAUGUUGCAUUUUUUCUUACAAACUGACGAUUUAUUUAUUGCUCUAAAACCGGUUAAGAUAUGCAAAUAAAAUUUGGUGGGUUUUAAGAGGUAGUUAUUGCACAUUUUUUGAAUUUAAUAUUCACCAUUGGCGCACGUAAGUAAGGGUCAUAUUACCCGUAUGCGCGCCAGUGGUGAACAUAAAAUUCUUAAUUGUAUGUCAAAAAUGCACAAUAAGUACCUCUUAAAACUUAACAAAUUUCAUUUGCAUAUCUCAACCGGUUUUAGAGCAAUAAAUAAAUCGUCAGUUUGUAAGAAAAAUUUCAACACCCCCUAUCUCCGAAACGAAGUAUUUGAAGACAUACGUUUAUAAAGCUUAUUAUCAUUAUUUUUCAUGCAAAAUUACCCCUUAAAGUUUGCCAUUGGCGAGGAACCGCAAAGUGGGCGACGCCUGGUGGCGAAUUUGAAUAGCAUCAACUCUAGGAAAACAUUAAGUUUGUCAUUAAUUGGUGUACAUAUUUGCGCUCGGUUUAUGUUGUAAUUAACUGAUUUCGACUUUUGCACAUUAUUGCAGUGUUCCUCAGUAUUCAUUCCUAUUAUACUCUACGUAAUGACGUAAACUAAUGCCAAAUCACACAUUUUGUUAAUUUAACGUUUGUAUUAAACGUAGUAUUUUUUAAUGUUUACGCGACUGCAAAAUUAAAUAAAUUAAAUGUAGUAUAUAUUCUGUGCAUAUAAUGUACAUUGUUAUGCAAAAUAUUCCGACCACCUCAUAAUUUCCAGAACACAAUUAUUAUAAAAUAAAUUCACCUACUUAGUUUCCAGUUUUUAUUUGAUUGAAAAUUGUUAUCUGUUGGUGUAAAAUAAAUUGUAGUGUACCUAUUAACUAAAUUAAAAACAAAAUUAGAAAUUCUAAGAUAGAUUAAUAAUUUUUAAAACGCUGUGUGAUUAUCGGUGGGCCAGAUUUUUUUAUGAAAAAAAGGUAAAAACAAAUCAGUAGUUAGCAUAAAAUUUUAAUGAAUUCAUACAGAUGAAACAUAAUUUUGAGUCGUCUUUAACCUAUAAGAUGUCUUAGUGGCAAAACUUAGUGGUUACUUUGGCAAAACACUCAUGUAAAUGAUUUUAAUUUAACGUUUCAAAACUGUGAGGUCAAAUGACAAAAUGAAUUGUUUUCCUAGAGUUAUCGUCCAUCAUUGAAAUUAUGAGCGCGCUCUGUCGGAAUUUAAUUUUGCGAAUACUUAUUGUAUUUGCCAACAUAAGCGAAUGAAUAAAAAACAAAAUGUUAAGAAAACCUGAGGCUAUAGUUGGGUUUUAUUCAGUAUUUAUAAAUGCUAGAAUAUUUCACACGGUCACUUUAACUUUGAGAAAAAUCACUGCUUAAUUGGUACAUCCGGUAUACAAUGGCAAUUUACCUGUCUAGCAACAAUAUUAUUAUACCGAUAUUGUUCAAGAAUAAGGCUAUAAUAUAUUAAAAAAUAACUUAAAUCGGCCAACAGGUUUGGGAAAUUCGAGAUAUCAAAAUGACCAUUUUUAAGGUGGUGCGUUGAUUGUUUGGAGAAGUGUACUUGUAUAGUUUCAAGCUUGUUGUUAGUCAUGAUAUGUUAUACUGUUGUAUUGUAAUAUACAGGGUGGGCCAAAAAGAGAGUCCUCGAUAUUUGGCAGUAGCUUUAUUGGAUUUUAAGGAAAUGCCGAAACAGGUCAAUUUUUAUUUUUAUAUUGCAAUUUUUUGGCAUAUAUUUCAUACUAGUGACGUCAUCCAUCAGAUGACGUAAUCGAUGAUUUUUUUAAAUGGGAAUUAGGGUCGUGUGGUAGCUCAUUUGAAAGGGUGUUCAAUUCUCUAUUCAGUAAUAUAAACAUUAAUAUCAUUAUUUAUGCAGGAUGACCAAAAAAAUAUUUUUUGGAUUAAAUUAAUUGACACAAGGAGAAGAAUAUAUGUAAUUUAUUUAACUCAAAAUACAUAGUACUGGCGUCAGAAAAUAGAAAAAAGGGUUUAUUUCACAAAAAACAUUUCUUUUCGCUUAAAUUAAAUCACAAACUGCCUCCCACUAGUCGCACCUACAUCUUGACAGUUUGAAUAUUUAAUUAAAGCGAAAAGCAAUGUUUAUUUGCCAAAUAAACAUUUUUUUUUCCAUUUUCUUACAGCCAUAGAAUGUAUUUUGAGUUAAGUAAAUUACACACAUUCUUCUUUUUGCGUCAAUUAAUUUAAUUCUAAAAUUAUUUUUUUGGCCACCCUGUAUAAAUAAUGAUAUUAUUAAAAAGAGAUGAUAUUAUUAAGAGAUGUCGCUGAUUGCGUCCCAAAGUGGAUUUUAAACGAUCUUUAAACUUCCACAUAAAUAAAACAGUUUGGUUUCGUUUUGCUUCAGAGGCAUGCAUGCAGGUCCACUGAUGACGCCGUAAGACAUAAACAGCUGUCUAGAGAUAGUGCAUCGCCUGUCAAUCGAAAGGAAACAUAAACAGUCUUCUUCACAAUGAUAUUAUUGUUUAUAUUACUGAAUACAGAAUUGAACACCCUUUCAAAUGAGCUACCAUACGACCCCUAUUCCCAUUAAAAAAAUCAUCGAUUGCGUCAUUACGCCCCGAUGGAUGACGUCACUAGUAUGAAAUAAAUAUUAUUAUUAUCGCGGUUAUUUAUAGCGUUCUUCGCCUUCCGGUUCCCAGUUUCCAGCUUCGUUCGUCCGUCGUUGCGUUCGCCAUGGUGAAGAUUCCUUUCCGACAUUGCCUUCUGAAUGCCGCCUAGCCAGGAUUGUUUCGGCCUUCCUCUCUUCUUUCUUUCCCUUGGCGUCCGUUUUAGAAUUUGUUUUGGCAGUCUGUCGUCAUUCAUUCUUUCUACAUGGCCAUACCAAAUCAGUUGUUUUCUUUGAAUUUCGUCUAUGUCAAAAAUAAAUAAAUCAAAGUCCUCUAAAUAUAUAUCAAAAAAUUAUAAUUUAAAAAUAAAAAUCGACUUGUUUCGGCAUAUUUCCUUAAAAUCUAAUAACUACUGCCAAAUAUCGAGGUGGACUCUUUUCUUUGGCCCACCCUGUAUAUUGAUAUUUUACAGACUUCUAAGGAACAUAUUGUAUGGUACAUUGUUUUUAAGGUUUAUAUGGGUAAAUAUUGCGUGUUUUGGAAUUAUUUCUUCCUGACAUUUCAUUUGAAGCUGUGCUAAUAAUAGUGCAGUCACUGAAGGUGGAUAUGAGCUAUUACCAUCGAUUUCGUUGAACCUCUAUCGAUUUGCAUGAAAAUUGGUGAGUGGUUAGAGGAUAUCUCAAGGAACAAAGAUGACAUGGUGUUAACUUGCGCUUUUACCCUGGGGGUGAAUGCCACUCCUUCUUGUGAGUGAAAAUUAUUUUUGUUGUUCUGAAGCUAUUUCCUUGUGGCAUUUUUAUAAUUAAGUAUUUUCGAUGGGAAAUAAACCAAAAUUUUACCAAAAAAAUGAAUUUAUUAACGUUUCGACGCCCAAGUCGGGUGUCGUUGUCAAAAUACAAAAUAAUACUAAAUAAACAAAAAUGUUGUUGCUUAGUAAAAAAUUCUUCUAAUAAUUUAUUUAAUCUGACUCAUAUCGGCAAUUCAGGCAUGUAUUAUACAUUUUAAAGUAGAAGACUUUAAAAUGAUAUUGCCAAUAUUGAUGAGUUGCGUUCCUGGUACGACUUUACUAAAAGAUAGUUCAUUCGAUUACAUGAAAUCAACCCCAACUCAAGAAUAUCCGCCACAAAAAAUCAUAACAUGUGAUCUGUCUUUAAAAAGACAAUCAAAUGCAACGAUGGCAGUAAAAUUCUCGCGCUAGAGAUUCCAUAGUAAAUCACGAGGGAAAACCAGGAAAAAACCUCGUGAUACUAUAAUAUAAUAUAAUAUUUAAACUAAAUGUAAGCCCAAAUACUUACGAUAUCGGGAUAGUAUCACGAGGUUUUUUCCUGGUUUUCCCUCGUGAUUUACUAUGGAAUCUCUAGCGCGAGAAUUUUACUGCCAUCGUUGCAUUUGGUUGUUUUUUAAAGACAGAUCACAUGCUAUGAUUUUUUGUGGCGGAUAUUCUUGAGUUGGGGUUGAUUUCAUGUAAUCGAAUGAACUAUCUUUUAGUAAAGUCGUACCAGGAACGCAACUCAUCAAUAAGUCUUCUACUUUAAAAUGUAUAAUACAUGCCUGAAUUGCCGAUAUAAAUGAGUCAGAUUAAAUAAAUUAUUAGAAGAAUUUUUUGCUAAGUAACAACAUUUUUGUUUAUUUAGUAUUAUUUUGUAUUUUGACAACGACACCCGACUUGGCGUCGAAACGUUAAUAAAUUCAUUUUUUUGGUAAAAUUGUGGCUUAUUUCCCAUCGAAAAUACUUAAUUAUGAAAAUUAUUUUAUUAAAUAAACCCCAGAAUUCGAUAGAAAAACAAAUUCUAACUAACAUUUGUUAUAUAAAGUUAUUAAAAUAAAUCAAAACUUUUUAAGUUAAUAAACAUCAAAUAUUUUAAUUUUUCGUUAGAAAAAUGCAUGUUUUUAACCGAUUUUUCAUAAAUAACUCAAAAACGAUAAGUUUUUACAAAAAGGUUAUAAUUACCACAAUUGAAGCUAAUAAAAAAUGAAAUAAACUCCUUACUAGAAAUACCUUUUAAUUUUAACUAAAAGUGAGUUUAGGUAAUUGAAUGUAUAUUUUUUUCGGCGAGUAGCCAAAUCUAAGUAUUCAAGCUUAAAUAACGGGAAAAUAGUGCAUUUUAUAACAUAAAGUUAUUAAAGAUUUGUCAAAGUACUUAAAAAUAUCUAUUAAAUGAGCCCCCGAACAAGUUGAUAACAUUAAAAUUUAUGCUCCAAAAAUGUAUCAAUAUUUAUCUUUUAAAAAUUUUUCCAAAAUAUGUUGUUUUUUCUUAAAAACUGUCAAUUUUUACGGUAUCAGGUUCACCUAAAAACCAUUUGAAAGUUAAUUCCAAGGGCUAUUAAACGUCGAAUUUAUUCUUUUAACAUCCUUACUUUUUUAAAAAUAAAAGGUUAAAAAUGGCCCCGGUUACAUGGUUCUCGCAGCAAAAUUUAAGCUUUAAACAAAUUUAUCUGUUAUUUUUUACCCUAGAGAAAUAGUGAAAACGGUAAAAUAUUUGAUAAAGAGAAAACUAAAAUUUGGUUCAAAAUCAUUUUUUACGUAUAUUGAGUAUUUUUCGAAUUAUUAUCAAAAGAAAAUGAAAAUUACGAUAAUUUUAAAAAUUCGGAUUUUUUAAAUUAUACCUUUUUUUCAAAAAUAUGCAUUUCAAACCGCUCAAAGUCGUUGAAAUCCUUAUUUAUGCUAAUAUAAAUAAAUUUUUGUAAGGAUUACUAUAAAUUUUAAUUUUUGUGAAAAUGGCGUAUAUUUUAUUUUUCACUUUUUCCUAAAAAAUUCGAAAGGGUUCUUCUAUGUUCAUCAUCUCUUGCUUACUUUUGAUGCUAUUAACUUAUGGAGUUCAUUUGAUAGGUAUUCCGAACUACUUUUACAAGUUCAUAGCAGGUAUAUUUUAUAAAAUGCAUCGUUUUCCCGUUAUUUAAGCUUGAAUACUUAGAUUUGUGUACUCUUCGAAAAAAAUAUACAUUCAAUUACCCAUAACUCACUUUGAAUUAACAUUAGUUUAGUUUUUUAAUUGAGGAGUGUAUUUAGAUUUUUAUUAUCUUCAAUUUUGGUAAUAAUAACUUUUUUGUUAAAGUUUAUAGUUUUUGAGUUAUACGCCAAAAACAGCUUUAAAACAUGUAUUUUUUUACGAAAAAAUAAAAUCUUUGAUCUUUAAUAACUCAAAAAGUAUUGAUUUAUAUUAAUAACUUUAUAUGACAAAUUUUGCUUAGAAUUUGUCCCUCUAUUGAUUUAUAGUAUUAUUUUUAAUAAAGUAAUUUUCACCCCCGAGAAAGGGUGGCAUCCACCCCCAGAAUAAAAGCGCCAGUUAGCAUCAUGUAACCUUUGUUCUUUGAGGUAUUCUCUAACUACUCACCAAUUUUCAUAAAAAUCGAUUGAGAUUCAACGAAAUCGGAGGUGAAAACCUUCGGUGACUGCACUAUAAACUUCACUGUUGACGCCAGUUUGCAAACGGUAUACUAAUCGUUUGCUUCGUUCAUCAAUAGUUAAGACAUCACGGUUUCCUGACAUUUGUCCGAAGUAUCCCUGAUACGUUUCUUUAAUUAUUUGUUUUUGUUUGCAAAAAACAUUUGUUACUCUUAUAAUUUCUACCAAUUUAUUUACCUGAUUAUAAUUGAAAUAAUGAUAUGUUAGUGUUAGUUCGUUCAUGUUUUAUAUUUGAGGGCGUUAAAACCUAAGUGGUGUAAGUCAUAUUUUCGAAAUGAUGCAAGUCCCGCUUUAUAAUUUCUAUAUUAUAUAGACCUCUUAUCAUCAGAAAAAUCAGUAAAAGUGAUGUAAGUCUUUAUGGCAAUACAGUAAAAACUUACACCACUUUUACUUUUAAGAGGUCUAUGUAUCAAGAGUAUAUGGCAAGCCCUACAUCAUUUCAAAAAUAUUAUUUACACCACUUUGGUUUUACCCUCAUUUGUUUGUUUAUUAUAGUUUCGUAUAAAUUUUUUGUUAAUAUGUAUUUUUGUAUUUUUUGAUAUGACAUUGAAUAAAUUUAAUAAGAAACA